CUCUUAUAAUCAUAACUGGCACAGGAUGUGUCCCAUCCUAUUCACCACAUGGUGUCUGACCUGGAGGAGCCGGUGACCACCAGGUCGUCUAAGGAGGGGUGCACCGGCCCAGGUCGGAAACGGAGCAGGCCAAAGCCACCGUGCCGCUCAGUAGUGGGAUCGCGCCCGUGAAUAGACGCUGUAGUCCAGCCUGAGAAAUACAGCGAGCUCAUGGGUCACUGGUCAAAAGUAGUGCACUAUAUAUAGGGAACAGGGUGCUGUUUGGGACACAUCUAGGGUGUGCCGUUUGGGACACGUCUGGGGUGUGCCGUUUGGGACAAGUGUACAAAUGUGCUACAAUGUUACGUUAAAAACAGAAUGAUAAAGUCCUUCAAGUUGGUGGAUUUGAUACAACUAGGCCUGUUCAGGCAGACAUUAGAGGGCCUUUUUACUGAAGAAUGGCUUGGUUUCAUAUGUUCAGCCCUUUAUAGACUCCUCCAAACAGAAUUUCUUGAAAACCUAGGAAUUUUGGCAAAGUUAACGUAAUAUUUCAACCCUAUGUGGAACAUUACGUAAUGUUUACAGGAAAACAAGGGGACAUGUUCAGACAAAACACGGAACUCUCUGCAAUUAGAUUCUCAGCUAGUGGUGCUCUGUAGUAAGAGAAUGUGUACACAUUUGGUUCAGUUGAGUGUAUGUCCUGUAGGCUUGAUUCCAGAUGGAUGAUUCACUGCUGGCUGGUGAAGUGGCUGCUGAGAUAGGAGUUGUGUAGGCCUGUGGAAACUCCAAGGUUCACCACCUUGUGACUAUCCCCCUACAGCUGGUGAAGUGGCUGCUGAGCUAGGAGUCGAGUAGGCUGGAGGAAACCCCAAAGCUAUGUGCAAAUGUGUGAAGACCCAGUCAUCCAUGGGCUCCUCAGACAACAUAAAGAAAGUAAUGAGAAGAGAGAAGAAUCGUAUCGCUGCCCAGAAGAGCAGGAUGAGACAGACCCAGAAGGCAGACAGUCUACACCUGGAGAGUGAGAACCUGGAGAAGGAGAACGCGGCUCUGAGGAAGGAGGUGAAGAAACUCAAAGAAGAAGCCAAGUAUCUCUCCUCUGUCCUGACUACCCAUGAGCCUCUCUGCACUGGCCUGCCCCCCCAGAUGACCCCGGACCUCAUCUACUCCCCCCAUCAUCACUCUGUCUCCCCCCACCAUCACGGGAGCAAUGUCUUCCACCACCAGCACAGUAUCGCUGUGUCGCACUUCCAGCACUGAUCACCACCGACCACCAGGGGGUGCUGAAGAGAAGCGGGAGAGGUUUUACUGACCUUGAUAUAGUGGGUGAAGAGAGCCACUUGAACUAGCCUCGCUAAACCAGGUCAGUCUGGUUUCAAGAGGCUACACUUGAACAGGAUGAAGUUAAUGAAUGGUUUCUUUGUUUCAACGGGAACAGACAGCACUCAUGAAUGAUGUCUUUGCAUCAGAUCAACAAUUUUCUGAUAUUAAAAGAUGACAAAGGCUUCUUUUACACAGGCAGCCAAAUUCGGAUCUUUUGCCCAAUUAUUGUCAAAAUGUCUGAUUGGUCAAAAAAACAAUUAAUGACAAAAGAUCAGAAUUGUGUAAAGGCACAUAGAUGGUAAUUUCAAAUGUAUGACUCGACCAUAGAAUCAAUACCUUGACUAUGCCAAUUGUCAACAUCUACAGGACAUAAAACCAGCAUGAUUGAAUGAUUUUUUUAUUGUACUAUUGACAUUUAUACAACAAUGAAAUGAUUCCGUGUUUACGUUUCAAGUAAUUUAUAUAGGCCUAUUACAACGUUUUGCCGCUAGGACUGGGACGCUACUAGUAUCACGAUACUUGUUAGUAUUGUGGCAAGGGAACAAAACACAAAGCAGAUUUAACUUAGGAACAUGUAGUUAUUUUCCAGGCUAUAUCACAACAUAUGUUCCAUACAGCAGGUUUAGUACCAGGCUAUAUCACUACAUAUGUUCCAUUCAGCAGGUUUAGGACCAGGCUAUAUCACAACAUAUGUUCCAUACAGCAGGUUUAGUACCAGGCUAUAUCACAACAUAUGUUCCAUACAGCAGGUUUAGUACCAGGCUAUAUCACUACAUAUGUUCCAUUCAGCAGGUUUAGGACCAGGCUAUAUCACAACAUAUGUUCCAUACAGCAGGUUUAGUACCAGGCUAUAUCACAACAUAUGUUCCAUUCAGCAGGUUUAGGACCAGGCUAUAUCACAACAUAUUUGACAUACAGCAGAUUUUUAAAGGACCAAAGAAUCUGAUCUGGUUCGUGUUUUCCUUUUUUUGCCAUAGAAAUAAAUAUCGCAAUACUGGUAUCAUCCCAGCUUUAGUUUUAUUUGUGUGCAUUUCUCAUGUUCACGACUACCACUAUUGCAUAUGACUGAUUGGAGCAUUGACAAAUAGCUUGGAUUACUCAAUGAUGUGUACAUUAUUUUACUAUUUUCUCACAAAACAGCUGCUUUUCUAGUCUGAUUUAAAUACAUGUACAUUCUGCCUAAAGUGAAAGUUUGAAAAUAACUUUGUUAACUCAAGAGUCUAUGUUCGAAUCAUCUUGAAUUCGUUUAAAAAAAAAAACUGAUUAUUUAAUGGUCACAAGGUGGAGUCGUGUACCUAUAAGUAAUUAAGGGUAAGCCUUGUUAAGGAACCGUAUGCAUUGUAUGCUCUGAUAUAAGUGAUUAUCUUAUAGACUGGUACUGAGACAGGACAUAAUAAAGGUGAAAUAAAUAAAUAAAUCAAAUAAAUACAGGUUUAGUUUACCAUCAGUGCUUGUACUUUUUAAAUGAAUUUCUUUGAAUGUUGUAUUGAUUAUUUUUUUAAAAAUACUGUCUUACUGUACAUUUCAAAAUAAAGAUAGAAACUUAGAAAUUG
Molecule: messenger RNA, 2852 nt
Organism: Oncorhynchus tshawytscha (Chinook salmon)
Lineage: Eukaryota; Metazoa; Chordata; Actinopteri; Salmoniformes; Salmonidae
Gene: batf
Product: basic leucine zipper transcription factor, ATF-like
Exons: 4
Coding region: 856-1236 (126 amino acids)
Biological process (GO): regulation of transcription by RNA polymerase II
Cellular component (GO): nucleus
Molecular function (GO): DNA-binding transcription factor activity, RNA polymerase II-specific; RNA polymerase II cis-regulatory region sequence-specific DNA binding
Source: RefSeq, a predicted model, not a curated record